Pseudozyma hubeiensis SY62 is the source of this 855-nucleotide messenger RNA. RefSeq lists its product as hypothetical. Gene Ontology annotation, cellular component: intracellular anatomical structure. Gene Ontology annotation, molecular function: oxidoreductase activity, acting on NAD(P)H, oxygen as acceptor. The transcript has 2 exons. The coding region runs from base 1 to 855 and encodes 284 amino acids. The record is from RefSeq and is a predicted model, not a curated record. NCBI's taxonomy places the organism in Eukaryota, Fungi, Basidiomycota, Ustilaginomycetes, Ustilaginales, Ustilaginaceae.
AUGGCCUCCCUCCCUGCAAUCAAGGCUGGCAACUUGGCCGUCAUCAGUGGCGGCGCCAGCGGUAUCGGUCUGGCCGCCGCGGCUUUCUACCUGUCGAAGGGCAUGAAGGUGGCCAUUGGCGACCAGAGCGAAUCGAGCCUGCAGUCGGCGACCAAGACGCUCUCUAGCAAGGGUGACACGUACCUCGGCUUGCUGGACGUGACGGACCAGACGAGCGUCAACCUCUUUCGCAGGAGCGUGUUCGAAAAGUUCCCCGACGCCAAGCUGACCAUGCUGAUGGCGAACGCGGGUGUUGGCGGACCAACGAAGGCUUCCACAUCGGACGGCUGGGAUCGCAUCCUCAGCACCAACUUUCACGGUGUCGUCAAUGUCUGCCAAGCGUUUCUUCCUGACCUGAAAAAGCAUGGCGAGGACGCUCUCAUCAUCAACACCGGAUCAAAGCAAGGCAUCACCACGCCACCUGGCACAGGUCCUGCUUACAACAUCUCGAAAGCAGCAGUCAAAGUGUAUACCGAGUGUUUGGCACACGAGCUCCGCGAGGACAAGGCGAGCAAGGUCGACGUCAAACUGCUGAUCCCUGGUUGGGUGCACACCGGGUUGACGGGCGCCAAAGAUGGCAAGCCAAAGCCGGAUGGCGCCUGGACGCCUGAGCAGACGGUCGAGUUCAUGGUGGAACGAAUCAAGGCUGGAUCGUUCUACAUCCUGUGUCCCGACAACGAGACCAAGCGCGAGAUCGACUUGGCGCGUAUGGAAUGGAACGUCAACGAUGUCAUCCAAGACCGACCCGCCUUGUCGCGAUGGCACGACGACUAUUCUUCUGAAUUUAACGAGUUUGUCAAGAGCAAGACCUCGUAG